Numida meleagris (helmeted guineafowl) is the source of this 1343-nucleotide messenger RNA. RefSeq names its product centrosomal protein 19 (gene CEP19). NCBI's taxonomy places the organism in Eukaryota, Metazoa, Chordata, Aves, Galliformes, Numididae. The transcript is spliced from 4 exons. Gene Ontology annotation, cellular component: ciliary basal body; centrosome; spindle pole. Bases 424 to 909 code for a protein of 161 amino acids. The record is from RefSeq and is a predicted model, not a curated record. Gene Ontology annotation, biological process: trans-Golgi to periciliary membrane compartment transport; microtubule anchoring at centrosome.
CCCUUCGGUUGCCACGGCAACGCUGAGGCCGCCCUGCCCGGCGGGUGUGGGCCGACGGAGGGCGGGGACAGCGGUGCGGCGAGCUGGGCUCGGCGCCGGCCCGGGGAACCUCGGCUGCGUUCGUGCCUCCGGUAGAUGCUGGCAGCAGCCGAGGUGGCAGAGCGGUCAGAGGAUGCAGGCCGGGCCUUGCAGCCGGAAGGAAGUGACGCCGUGGCGGGGGCUGUGCGCCGAGCUGGGCUGCAGGGCAGCGUCCCGGGGUCUUUCCAUCCCUGUCAUUUCCAUCUGACGCAAAAGAGGUCAGAGCCGACGGUGGAGCUAGCACCAAGGGGUUCCCAGAUGGGAUCAGUUCUUCAGUGAGCACUGAAGGUGCUGAGGACUUUUCUGAUAAAAGUGAGCACGCUUCAGCCAGCAGCAAGAGCUGCAAUGACUUGCAUUGCAAAGAAGUGUGGCAUUCGCUUUCAGCCUCCGUCUGUGAUCCUGAUCUACGAAGAAAAGGACAAGACUCGCCGGCGCAUCAUGCCUGUCAGAAAUUUCUCCCAGUUCUCAGAUUGCGGCAUUGCUGCUGAGCAGCUGAAGAAUAACCCUCGGCACAAAGCUUACCUGGAAGGAGUCUCACUACAUCAGCUAAAGAAGCUGCACAGUUUGCUAAAAGGGCACCUGGGGGGAGAGAGUCUGGCUGAGAGCCUGGAAAAGAUUCAGCGGGAAGAGACCAUUGACCCCGAGGAGGACAUGAACAAACUGGAUGACAAGGAGCUAGCCAAAAGGAAGAGCAUCAUGGACAAGCUCUUCGAAAAGAACAGGAAGAAGAAGGGCGACCCAGACUUUAUCUACGAUAUUGAGGUCGAAUUUCCACAGGAUGAGCAGCUGGAGUCCUGUGGCUGGGAUGCGGAGUCAUGUGAAGAAGUCUGAUUCCAGACCAACACGACCUGGAUGGGCAGAGACAGGUCCCAUAUUCCUAGCAGAGAGAACAGUGUCAUCCUGCUUCCUCUACUGCAGCAUCUUCUGUUUGUGCAGUUGAUCCACUUAUGCACUUUACACUAGCCACAAAGAAUCUGAGGCCUACGAUAUUACAGCGGUUUCAGGUUUAUAUACAUUUUAAGAAGCUGAACUGAGAAGCUGAAAUGAGACAGCUGAACUUGGCUGUUUUUACUUUUUUCCUAUGUAGGAGUGCCCAAAAUAAUUUUAAAUUAUUUAUCUUUCAUUUGUUUACAUUUCAGUCAGCUCUGGCUGAAAACCUCACCAUGUUUUCCUGUGAAUUCUGUUCAGCUUUGCCUGAAAAUGAAAUGUUAAAUAUUUAUAUCUUGGAAGCAAUAUUACAUUUGAGUGUAUGCAUGUGGCAUUUA